This is a messenger RNA of Dalotia coriaria, 567 nucleotides long. It is a transcript of the gene RpLP1, whose product is annotated as Ribosomal protein LP1. Bases 120 to 452 code for a protein of 110 amino acids. NCBI's taxonomy places the organism in Eukaryota, Metazoa, Arthropoda, Insecta, Coleoptera, Staphylinidae. Gene Ontology annotation, cellular component: ribosome; cytosolic large ribosomal subunit. Gene Ontology annotation, biological process: translational elongation; cytoplasmic translation. The transcript has 2 exons. Gene Ontology annotation, molecular function: structural constituent of ribosome; protein kinase activator activity; ribonucleoprotein complex binding. The record is from RefSeq and is a predicted model, not a curated record.
CACUUCUCUCUUUCCGGUUCUAACCACCGUAGAGACUAGUGCUUGUUCUCUUCGUGAGCUAAGGCCAAUUUUCCAAAGGCAACUUGCACAAUUGCAAAUCGUACAAAAACUCUUUGACGAUGUCCACCAACGCCGAACUCGCCUGCGUGUACGCCGCGCUCAUCUUGGCCGAUGACGACGUCAACGUCAGCGGUGACAAGCUCGCCACCAUCAUUAAAGCCGCUGGUGUCGAUGUGGAGCCGUACUGGCCUGACUUGUUCGCUUCGGCCCUGCAAGGCAUUAAGAUCAAGGAACUGAUCACCAACAUCGGAUCUGGUGCCGGUGCCGCCCCAGCUGGUGGUGCUGCUCCGGCUGCGGCCGCCCCUGCAGCUGCUGCACCCGCUGCCAAGAAGGAGAAGGAACCAGAGCCAGAGGAAUCUGAUGAUGACAUGGGUCUUGGUCUCUUUGAUUAGGAUUAAGAUAUUCCAGCAACAACAGCAACAAAACAACAACAAAUAAAAAAAUAUGCAUAGUGUGCAUAAGAUGAAAGAAAAGUGAAAUAAAAACAAGUUUUUUUAUUAUUUCCAA